This is a messenger RNA of Drosophila gunungcola (fruit fly), 2988 nucleotides long. It is a transcript of the gene opa, whose product is annotated as pair-rule protein odd-paired. Lineage: Eukaryota; Metazoa; Arthropoda; Insecta; Diptera; Drosophilidae. Gene Ontology annotation, biological process: regulation of transcription by RNA polymerase II; central nervous system development. The coding region runs from base 274 to 2127 and encodes 617 amino acids. The record is from RefSeq and is a predicted model, not a curated record. Gene Ontology annotation, molecular function: RNA polymerase II cis-regulatory region sequence-specific DNA binding; DNA-binding transcription factor activity, RNA polymerase II-specific. The transcript is spliced from 3 exons. Gene Ontology annotation, cellular component: nucleus.
CUUGAAACGUCAAGUCUUGGCCAACGGUUAACGUCAAGUCUUGCUGCGAUUUCGAACGCCCCAGAAACGCAACGCGCGCGAGUGUAUUACAUAAAUAGCGGAAUCAGAUAAAAUACCGAAAGCGAAACGAGCACACAGCAUAUACAGUUAAGUGACGUGACCUCAGUGCGGUGAUGGGCUCGCUGGCCUAGCAAGUGCAAAUCGAAAACUUGUGGUUCUUAGCAAAAACAAGAGUAUUGAAAACCGAUAAACAGCAAGCAAAACUUUCCAACCAUGAUGAUGAACGCCUUCAUUGAGCCGGCCCAGCAUCAUUUGGCCAGCUACGGGCUGCGCAUGUCGCCCAACACCACCGCCAGCAACAGCAACACCCAGCAGCAACAGCAGCAGCAGCAGCUCGAGAUGACCCAGCAGCAGCAGCAACAACAGCAGCAGCAGCAGCAGCAACAGCAACAGCAGCAGCAGCAGCCGCACCAGGACCCGGAGUCCGCGGCGGCCACGGCUGCGGCCUAUCAAAACUCCGGCUACGGGCACUUCAACAGCUACGCCUCCCGGGACUUCCUGCUGGGCAGGCGGGAGGCCGACUACGGCGUGACCGCCUCGGCCGGACAGGCCUCCGCGGCGGCGGACUCCAUGAUCUUCUCCGGCUUCCCCGCCCAGGCGGCCGAGCUGGGCUCCGGGUUCGGGCAGCACCCCUUCCACAGCCACCACCACCACCAGCACCAGAUGCGGAUGGGCAUGGCGGAUGCCUAUGCCGUCGGCCAUCCGUACAACCACCACGGCAACUUCCCGACGGCGCCGGUGCACCACCCGGCCGUGCACCACCCGGCCAUGCACCACCCAGCCCACCACGCCAUGUCCGGAGCAGGCGCCUUCCUGCGCUACAUGCGCCACCAGCCGACCUCCUCCACCUCCAGCGUCAAGCAGGAGAUGCAGUGCCUCUGGAUAGACCCCGACCAGCCCGGCCUGGUGCCGCCCGGCGGCCGGAAGACCUGCAACAAGGUCUUCCACUCGAUGCAUGAGAUCGUGACCCACCUGACCGUGGAGCACGUGGGCGGGCCGGAGUGCACCACCCACGCCUGCUUCUGGGUGGGCUGCUCCCGCAACGGACGGCCCUUCAAGGCCAAGUACAAGCUGGUCAACCACAUCCGCGUCCACACCGGCGAAAAGCCCUUCGCCUGCCCGCAUCCGGGAUGUGGCAAGGUCUUCGCCCGGAGUGAGAACCUCAAGAUCCACAAGCGCACGCAUACGGGCGAGAAGCCCUUCAAGUGCGAGCACGAGGGCUGCGAUCGUCGAUUCGCCAACUCCUCAGAUCGAAAGAAGCACUCCCACGUCCACACAUCGGAUAAGCCCUACAAUUGUCGGAUCAAUGGCUGUGAUAAGUCCUACACACAUCCCUCCUCGCUGCGCAAGCACAUGAAGGUGCAUGGCAACGUUGACGAAAAGAGUCCAUCCCAUGGCUACGACAGCGAGGGCGAGGAGAGCUCCAGCUCGAGCAUCAUCACCGGCGGCGCCCAGACGCCGCCCUCGACCCGCUUGGACGGAAGUGCGGGCAGUAGCAGUGGGGUGAGCAGCCUGAGCGGCGGAAGCGGCAUCAAAUCCUCGCCACACUCGAUCAAAUCGGAACCGAAUCCGAUGCACAGCGUCCACCUGGGUGCCUCGAGCAGUGGCAGCAGCAGCACGGCCAGCAGCAGCGCCUCCCACUUGUUGCAGCAGCAACAGCAACAGCAACAGCAGCAGCAGCAGCAGCAACAGCAGCAACAUCAGCAGCAGCAGCAGCAACUGACCGCCCACCCCGGCGACUCAAAGUCCUCGCCCGCCCUGCAACUGAUGGCCGCCUCCGCUUCCGCCUACCUGCCGCCGCCACUGGGCCCGCCGCCCUCGCACCACCACCACCCCCAUCACCACCAGGCUGCGGCGUCUCCGGGAGCGGCGGCCGCCUCCGCCUCGAUGCUGCACCACAACCACCACCUGCUGUACCAUCCGGCGGCCCAGCACCAUCCGCCCAGCGACUGGUACCACACGGCGGCGCCUAGCGGCUCAGCGGAGGCGAUGAACCCGCUGAACCACUUCGGGCACCACCACCACCACCACCACCUGAUGCAUCCCGGCGCGGCGACGGCGUAUUGAGAGUGGGAGAACUGGUGGCCCGAGGAGCCGCCACCGCCGCCGCCAGCGCCCCCCGCCCAGCCACCGGUGGCCACGCCCACCACCAUCGCAGGGGCCCCUGCCCAAGGCCAACUGGAGGAGUCGGCCUCCUCGCUGGACUGGAUCUGCUGCCAGCGGCUGCAGAACCUGGCCCUUGUGGCGCAAUGUGAAAACCAAAUAUUUCUGAAAGUUGAAGAAAACACUUUGAACUUUUUACCUGAUAAUUGAAAAAUUGCUGUUGAAACGAAAAUCGAAAACUCUCAUUUUGAUUCUUUGUCUUUGAACAUGACUAUUAUGUAUUUUAAAUAUUAAUAUACAAAAAAAAAUAAGAUGUACGAUCGAUAAAUUGCCUAAAUUUUUUGCUAUUUAACUGUUAUGUAAACUUAAACGUAGUUUUCUAGUUGCAAAACAAAAACAAACUAAAAAUAACAUAAAUUCGAAGUAAUCCUACUGUAAAUGUAAAAAAUAUGAGUUAAUUAUCGCAUACAUGUAAAAACCGUACUCGUAACCUUAACUUUAAAUGGAAAUUACUUAAGCAUAUUGACUACUUAGCUCGUAAGAUUUAGCUAAUUUUUUGUCGAAGCUGCUUUCAUUCUCAUUAUCUUUCCUCACAUCCCAGCCCCCAAGCUUUCUAGUACAAAAAUUGCAAAAUUAUACACUGUAAAAAGAGUUCAACAUCGAAGGGAUUGGAAGCUACAUCGCAGAUACGUAUAUACAUUUUCGGCCUUAGAUUUCUUCAAGCUUAAGUAUGCAAAAUAAAUUUACAAAGUUAUCACAAAAAACCAACAACAAGAAAACCCACAAAAAACCAACAAGUAAAAUAAACUGAGAAAAAAACUAUAA